UACACAUCGGCGCGCGCGACGAACUGAGAGAUUGACCUGGAAUUGACCCGGAAUCGCGUCGACGCGAUACGCAUACGGGUCACGCGGAAACUACAGCGUCUUUUUUUUUUGCCGCCGCGUGCCGUGAAGCACCCCUUCCACACACGAGACAAACGCGGCACAAAAAUCCUUAUAUAUGCAUAUAUAUAAUUUUUUUUACGUCGAUUAAAGAGAAUUAACGAGCGCGCGCGAAUAAAUAUCGGACGGCACGUGCCGCUCGAGAAUGCGCAGAAAGAACGCGGAGCGAUUUCGAAUCGCGACGCGGCCGUCUGACGAUCAGCGCGAAUUAACGUUAAUAGGAAUUGAUGUCUGGAUCUAUUCGCUGGUGAAUAUACAAUCGGAUUGCGAUCGUGUGGUCCGACGGGUCGAGAGGGCAGUCGUGUGGAUCGCUCACAGACACGCGCGCGCGUCAAAGAACUCGAUGGAACAGAAGCCCCCUUGUCUUCGCGUCGUGCGUUAUAUGCUCUUUUACAGCCGGCGAUUCCGUCGCUCUCAGUCACGUCCUCGUCUCCAAGCCCGACCGACCCGCGGAGCGUCUCCGUCCGUCGUGCUUACACGAUCUUGAAUACGCCGGAGAGAACCAGGGAGCACCGACUGCAGUCCCCGCGACGCGAUCCUUUUCGAUUUCCUCCGCGGCUGCGACGAUGCGAACGCGAACGCGAACGCGACGUCCGAACGUCGGAGCGACCGAUAGAAUCUCUCGUUAGAUGCGCGUGCAAGCCUCUUUCUCUUCUUCUCUUGAUUCGGUUACCUAAAGAACGGGAGGAAGAUGCGUUCGCUCGUGGCCCACUCGCCUCUGAACACGAUCUGUAAAUAGACCGUGAAUAUAAUAAAGCGAAAGUUCUAACGCUUGUCUUCCAAAUGUGGGAUAUCGUUUAACGUCAUUGGUGUUUUGCAAAGCAUAACAAUGGGAUUUUCAAGAGUUCUACCGCUGCUAAUCGGAGCGCUUUCUCUAUUUUCGAAUAUCGCCGUCGAGCGCGUCGACGACGACGACGGGGAAUCCGAUCGUGGCUUAGAGAUCGGUAUGAAUGACAGCGUCUCCUCGACCUUCUUGAAUGUCAGCCAGGAGACGAACGAGGAUCAGCGUUAUUGGUAUGAGCACCUGGACAGCGCCGACAGGAUGCUAAAAAGCAAAACGGACAUCCUGUCCCGCCUCCUGAAGAUGCACAUAGAUCAAUUGCGAAAUAGAACCGAUCAGGUGGAACUGGUGUUCCUGGUGGACGCGUCCGGCUCGGUCGGCGCGGAGAACUUCCGCAGCGAGCUGAACUUCGUGACGAAGCUCCUGUCGGAUUUCACGGUGGACACGACGGCCGCGCGGAUCGCCCUGGUCACCUUUGGCGGUCGGGGCAGCGUGUACCGCAACGUCGAUCAGAUCUCCAGGCACGGGCCCAACGAUCACAAAUGUUACUUGCUAAACAAACAGUUCAGCAACAUCACCUAUAGCGGCGGCGGGACUUACACGCGCGGCGCGCUUCUCGAGGCGCUAGCAAUCCUCGAGAAGGGUCGCGAAGCGGCGAGCAAGGUGGUGUUCCUGAUAACCGACGGCUUCAGCAACGGCGGCGACCCGCGACCCGCGGCCCACCUGCUGAAGAACACGGGCGCGACCGUGUUCACGUUCGGCAUACGCACGGGAAACGUGGAGGAGCUGCACGACAUCGCCAGCCAGCCCGGCUACACGCACAGCUACCUCCUCGACAGCUUCGCCGAGUUCGAGGCCCUGGCGCGACGCGCCCUGCAUCGCGACUUGAAGACCGGGCAGUACGUGGCCGUGACUCUGCCGACCGAUUGCAACAGCCUCUGCUCGAACAGCACGGCGAACCGGAUUUGCUGCGACGAAUUGGCGACCUGCACCUGCGGCACCGCGACUGGCCAUUACGCCUGCAUCUGCCCGCCCGGCUAUUUCGGUUCCGGUCUCAGGGGCUUCUGCCAACCUUGUCCGAACGGAACAUAUGCUUCGGGGAACACUUCCGGGGAUUCCACCGCCGUAUGCGUACCAUGUCCAGACGCGAAUCACAUCACCGUCAAGGUACUCGCGACCUCGGUGGUCGAUUGUGUGUGCGCCUCUGGAUUUGCCACGGACGGUUACAAAUGCGAGGCUAUAACGUGCCCGAAGCUGAGAAUCCCCGAAAACGGAUACCUGGUGAAGGCGAGCGCCUGCAGCAACGUGGUGCACGCGGCGUGCGGCGUGAGAUGCAGGAUCGGCUUCCACCUCACGGGGGACAGCAUCCGGCUUUGCGGCAAGGACGGCGCUUGGUCCGGCAACGAGCCGCAAUGCCUGCUGAAGACGUGUCCGGCUUUACGCGCGCCCCCGCACGGCCGCGUGAAAUGCGAACACGACGAGGACUAUCAGCACCAGUUCGAGGAGAACUCCACCGUGUAUCCGAUCGACACGCGCUGCCUGUUCCGUUGCGACAUCGGCUUUCAGCUUCGUGGUAGCAAAGUGCGCAAUUGUCUACCUUUGUCCCGUUGGGAUGGCCUGAAAGUCACGUGCAAGGCUGUGAAAUGCGACCCUCUGCCGCAAAUCGCGAACGGCGACAUCACCCCGGAGAUCUGCACCGGUCCGGGAAAGGUGCCCUUCGCUACCAACUGCACAAUCACCUGCAACGAGGGCUUCGCCUUGGAAGGACCCACCGGCAGGACGUGUAUCGGACGCACGGGAAUUUGGUCCCAGCGUCACAGAGUCAAUCGAUGCGUGGACAAGACACCGCCUUCCCUGAAUUGUCCAACCGAGAUCGUGGCGGAGACUGCCAAAGGGCAGAGCUACGCGUACGUGAAUUGGACGGUGCCCGAGGUGACCGACAACGCGAACGCGUCGCCCAUCCUGUGGACAAAACCGCACAUCGUCCUACCCUGGAAGGCGAAGAUCGGCACGCACGUCGUCGCGUACGUGGCGCAGGACGCGAGCGGCAACAAAGCCAGAUGCAAAUUCAAAGUUAAAGUCCUCGAUAGGGAACCACCAACAAUUGAGAAUUGCGUCGACCCGCCAACGUUCUACACCGAUCUUGAUAGCGGUCUCGCAAACGUGACGUGGGACGAGCCGGUCUUCUACGACAAUUCGAGGAUUUCCGUGCACGUCAAUCAGAGUCAUCAACCCGGCAAGGACUUUCUCUUUCCGGUCGGUCGUUCGAAGGUCUUCUAUAACGCAACCGAUAAGUACGGCAAUCGGGCGAGUUGCGUGUUGAACAUUACUGUAGAAGAUGUGUGUAAAAGUCUGAGAGCGCCCGCGAACGGUCGGCUAAACUGUUCCUCGUCGGGCGAGCGCGAAACGCAAUGCGUCGUAGCUUGCGAGGAUGGCUACGACUUUGCGAUCGAGCCGACGAACUUCAAUAUCGUUAACGACGAGCUGCUGCUGAAAUGUAACUCGAGCAGUCACAUGUGGGAAAGCAAUCACCUGCCGGAAUGUUCAGAAUCGCAAACGCCAAAGACAAUAUCUCAGGAGGGGAACGUGAUAUUGCAAAACAACGAAAGUGCAAUAUGCGACAAUCAAACUGCUCUUCGCGAAUUGAGCGAGCACGUUGCCAAUGACUUGAAAUUAAAACUGCUGGGAAUGUGUGACAAUGACAUCGAGUGCGAUCUAGUCAGCUUCGAUCCCAAGUGCGAAGAUGAUCUUUCGUCGUCGAAGAAUAUCGAGGACAACCUAAUAAGAAGACGAAGAUUCGAGCCCGGACACAAACAAGUUCAGGCCACCGAUAUGCUCAGAGAUAGUGAAACGAUAAUGCUCAGAAUAUUGAAACGCGCGGCUAGAUUGAGCCGCGAUCUCAAUAAAAAUAACACCAGAUCUAAACGGAAGAGAGAUAGAAUAGAGAUCAAAUUCAAAUUCAUAGGUAAGAUAAUCGAAGAGAACUUCGACAAUCCCAAACGGGGAGUGCAGAAGUUGAGGGAGAGAAUCGACGCGAUGGCGCAGGUGGGAAAGCUCGACUUGCUCGACAACAGGACCAACCAGGAGAUCGCGAGGCUCGCCCUGAACCUGCACCUCGUGUUCAAGGAGCCGCAGGACCUUUGCGAUCCCGGGAGCGUGCUGAAGAGACACGGUUGCGUCAAAUGUCCCGCGGGCACUUUCUACAAUUCCUCCACCAGGACCUGCCAGCCGUGUCCGUUCGGCCAGUAUCAGGACGCGACCGCCUCGUUGACGUGCGUGCCUUGUCCGGAAUACACCUUCACGAAGAGGAUGCACGCGAGAUCCUUGAGAGAUUGCAUUCCCGUAUGCCGACCGGGAUAUUAUUCUCGGCGCAAACGCUACCACGGAUCGCAUCUGGGCAUGGGGCCUUGUGCCGCUUGCGACAUCGGUUUCUACCAGCCGAGCUACGGGCAGAGUCAAUGCUUGCCGUGUCCGUCGAGCGCGACUACGGAAAAGCGCGGUUCCGCGGAUGUCAAUGAUUGCCUGCCGAUUCGUGACGAGGAAAUUGACGACUGUCCGAUGGAUCCGUGCUUAAACGGCGGUCGAUGCCUACGGGACGAAAGCGGCUUCUUUUGCGAGUGUCGCGAUUAUUAUGUGGGAUCGAAAUGCGAGAGAUUCAGGGAUCCGUGCUACUCGUCGCCGUGCUUGAACGAUGGAACGUGCAAGACGCAGCAGCAUCCUGAUAACUUCGUCUCGUACGAGUGUGCGUGUAAAAGCAGUUACACGGGUGAUAAUUGCGAGAUCUACGUGGACGAGUGCUCCACCAAUCUUUGCCAGAACGGUGGAAGAUGCGUGAGCACCGAGAGCGAUUUCGCUUGCGAGUGCAGGGACGGAUUCGAAGGUCAACUCUGCGAGGUUCCGAUGGAUCACUGCGAGCUCGCGCCCUGCGAGGAGGGAUCCGCGUGUCACACGGUAAAUGGUACCUGGCAAUGCCUCUGCAAACCCGGUUUCCUGGGCCGACACUGCAACCUGUUACCCUGCGACUGGCUGCCGUGCCACGCGAACGCGAUUUGCGUCAACGUCGAGGAGGUAAACGCGACGCGGAGGAGUUACAGGUGCGAAUGCCCCGACGGAUACACAGGGGAGGACUGCGCGACCAAGAUCGAUCACUGCGAGAGCUCGCCUUGCCUGAACAACGGGCGUUGCGUCGACCGCGUGCACGAUUACGUCUGCGAAUGCCCGAUUCCUUUCACAGGACGCGACUGCGAAACUGAACUGUCGUCUGACUACGUGAUGCACUUCACCAAAUCCGGCACAACGGAUUACGUCGCCGUUAAAGGACCCGCGAGGGAUCUCCCCCAGCUGUCCGUUUGCCUGUGGUUGCAAUCGAUGGACACCUUCAACUACGGUACGGUAUUGUCGUACGCGACAGCAUUCUACGAUAACGCCUUCACGCUGACGGACUACAACGGAUUGGUCUUGUACGUUAACGGGGAGAAAGUCGUCACCGAUGUUAAGGUCAACGACGGUAACUGGCACUUCAUGUGCGUCACUUGGCAGAGCGAGCGCGGCUCCUGGCGCGUGUUCGUCGACGGAAUCCUCAAGGACAGCGGCGUCGGUUUGGCACAGGCUACCACGGUGCGAGCCGACGGAUCUCUCGUCGUCGGGCAGGAGCAGGAUCGCCUGGGCGGCGGUUUCUCCGAAUCGGAGGCAUUCCUAGGGAGGCUCAGCUCGCUGGACAUCUGGGACGUCGUUCUGAACGAGAGUGACGUUACGAAGUUGUGGAUCAGCUGCGAGAAGUACCACGGGAAUCUCGUGGCCUGGGCGCAGAUGCGGCAGUACGUUCACGGCGACAUCGCGAUUCUAGCCAGCCCAUUUUGUCGCCGCUGCCCUUUGCCCGUGGUGCCCUUCAAAGGUAACAUUAAAGUGAGCGAGGAUCUGUCUGAGGUAACGUAUUACUGCGACAGUGGAUACAUGGUUCGAUUUGACGGUGAGGAAUAUCGGUCCCUCAGAAGAAAGUGCCUCAAGCACGGCCAGUGGGAGGGAUAUGAUACGCCGAUCUGCACGAAGAUAAAAUGCGGUUUCCCGGGGUACUUUCCGCGCGGACGUAUUCACGGAGAAUCGUAUUCGUUCGAGGACGAGAUAUACUAUUCCUGCACCGAGGGCUACGAGCUCCGCGGAAAUCCCCAUCGCAUCUGCAAUUCCGACGGCAAGUGGAUCGGGCUGCCUCCGAUUUGCAUAGGAACGACGUGCAAAAAUCUGCUCGCCCCAGAAAAUGGAGAUAUAGAAUAUAUAUUAGAAGAGAACGAGAGAGAUGACGUCACGAUAUUACAGGCCGGUCAGCAGCUGGAGUUCAAGUGCAAUCCCGGGUACCGUUUAAUGGGAGAGAGAUAUCUGACCUGUUUGGAGACUGGCGUCUGGGAUUACAAGAGGCCGUCUUGCAUGCCCUACGGAUGCCCUUCGCCAAAGCAAAUAGAGCAUGGCUACAUCAUCUUUUCGAGUUCCGGCCAGUCUUCCGAUCGGGCCUCCGUUCGCGAUCCUGAAAGAAACACGAUCGACGAUCCCUUCGAAAGAACGUAUCACUACAACGAUGUCGUUGGCUUCUCUUGCCAUCGUGGCUACAAGUUUCGCGGGAAUCACAAUCUGCUGACGGAAUUCAAGCUGCAGUGUUCCGCGAACGGCACCUGGACGGGCUUCGUCCCUGACUGCGUCCCGCGCACGUGCCCUUGGCCGGAUCGCGUGGAAGACGCGAGACUCUUCCUCAGGAUGCGGGACAACAUCAUAGUCGAGAUUCCGACGGAGGGAGACAUUACGUUGGAGCCCGAUCGGAAAGCAGAAACGAGGAGGAACGAGAGCGACGCGGCGAGCGGGAUCUCCCCGGAAAUGUUCGUUUCCGGUACGGAAAUCGCCGUCGUCUGUGAUUCAGGAUACGAUAUAGUCGGUGAACGAGUCAGAACGUGUACCGAGGAGGAGAGAUGGUCCUCGACUUUCGCUUCUUGCGAGCCGCGUAAUUGUUCCGUCGAGGAGCAUCCGAUUUUUAAAUUUUUCAAGGAAACGGAGGACAAAACCGUCUUGAAGAACAACAACACGGAUGUGACGUCGCUCGAGUCGGACGAGAAAUGGUAUGGCAAGGGAAAUGUACGCGUGUACAGAGAUUUGGAGAUUUUUAUCGAGGGAAACAGUUACGGACGACGAGUAAUCUUAACGUGUCGAAAUGACGGACGGAUAAAUCUGCAUAAAUCGAUCGCCAACGAGACGAUUUCAAAUAUAACAUGGAUGUGCAACAAAAUCGUAAAAUGGGAAAUUUUGAAUUCGUUACUGCAAGAGUCUAUACUCGAACAGCUGCUGAACGAUUCGACAGAUAUCUGCGUUAGAUCCUGUGCACUUCCGCAAAUACCGGAUGGGUACAUCGACAACGGCAACAACACCGAUGACGAUAACGAUCGCAGGGCGAUCGACAGCGUCGUCACUUUCAAAUGCCGCCACGGAUACAUUCUCGAGGGUGACGAAAGAUCUAUUUGUUUGCCAGACACCAGGUGGUCCGCUUUGCCUUCCUGCAAACCUGUGGUGUGCGGAAAACCACCGGUUCUCGCUAACGCGAUACUGAAGAGUGACGGUGGAACUCAGAAUUACACUUUCGGUAACAUGAUCUCUUAUCAAUGCGUCCCGGGCUAUCGUGUAUUCGGGCAGGCGAAUCUAAGAUGUUUAGGAAGCGGCAAGUGGUCCAGAUUGAAUGGCAGAUGCUCGAAAAUAUCGUGCGGCAAACCGCAGAUCCAGCACGGAACCGCGCUUUACGGCCGCUCGUACUUGUUUCAAGAUCAACUGACGUACGUGUGUCCUGACGGUAAGAAGCGGGGGAUGAUUGCGUGUCAGGCCGAUGGGACGUGGAGCGAGUUGCCGAGAUGCGACGGAAGUAGGAGCAUGUGAUUCAAGGUGACCACGCAGGAUUUUAGCGCAACGUCUUAUAAAGACAAGGAAAUCUCCACCAUUGUAACAACACACAUGCUUUCUUUUAUUUCUUUCUGCUCUCUUGUAUCAAGACUCACGAAUGUAAUAUAGAAAACGUAAUUACGCAGUCUUAUCACACGAAAUAAAUAAUUCAUUUUUGGAA
Molecule: messenger RNA, 7988 nt
Organism: Wasmannia auropunctata (little fire ant)
Lineage: Eukaryota; Metazoa; Arthropoda; Insecta; Hymenoptera; Formicidae
Product: sushi, von Willebrand factor type A, EGF and pentraxin domain-containing protein 1-like
Exons: 32
Coding region: 947-7804 (2285 amino acids)
Molecular function (GO): calcium ion binding
Source: RefSeq, a predicted model, not a curated record